This is a messenger RNA of Cryptotermes secundus, 363 nucleotides long. RefSeq lists its product as uncharacterized. The record is from RefSeq and is a predicted model, not a curated record. The transcript has a single exon. Bases 1 to 363 code for a protein of 120 amino acids. Lineage: Eukaryota; Metazoa; Arthropoda; Insecta; Blattodea; Kalotermitidae.
AUGUAUAAGAUGCUGACAGGAAUUAUUGCCAGAAGAAUUUCGUUAUAUUUGGAGGAGCACAACCUAUUGCCAGAAGAACAAAAAGGAUGUCAUCCAGGAAGUAAAGGAUGCAAGGACCAGCUGCUGAUAUCAAAAGCAAUACUUCAGGAAUGCAGGAGGAGGAAAAAGAACCUAACCAUGGCUUGGAUUGACUAUCAAAAGGCAUUUGAUAGAGUGCCCCACAGCUGGAUAGAAAAGUCAAUGGAACUAGUAGGAGUGAAUGAGAGCACAGUGAAAUUUUGCAAACACUCCAUGGAAAAAUGGAACAUAAAGCUUCAGCUGAGAAGAAACAGGAACUCGUGCAAUCACAACCCAUUAAAAUAA